GAAUACUGUGCUGCCAUCGCUCCAAAAUUGACCGGUGUUUAUUAUUAUCCAAGGCACUGGGUCCUCACACACACAAAUUUUAUAAACAAAUUACCCUGCAAACUGUCAUCCCUCUGCAUUACAACAAAAUGGUGCUGUGCGGAAUUGAAUGUGUCCAACGGAUCUCUCAAUAUUUAAAUAUUCCUUCCGGUAAACUGCAAGUAACACAGAGUAACACAAUUGCUGCUGACAAUGUAGUAAAGAAUAUUACAAUCGAGGGAUUCAGCUCCAUUAUUCAAGCAUAUGCAAAUCUCUCAAAGGAACAAGAGCUUCACCUUGGAAAGGAUAGAAUUACACAAACAUUAGUGCGACAGUGGUUAGAGUAUGCAGUCAUUUGUGUAAAUUAUGCUGACGUUCCAGCGAAUGCUAGAAGAGUGCUCAAGGAAUUGAAUAUUGCCCUGAGGGACAAUACAUACAUCACUGGAACACAUAAAACGAUAGCAGACGUGGCAUUAUAUUAUGCUCUACAUUCUAUUAUGAAUGGACUCACGUAUCAAGAGCAGGCUGAGUAUGUACACGUCUCAAGGUGGUUUGAUAAUAUCCAACAGGAAGCCAAAUUAAGACAUAAAUUAAAAAUCAUUGAUUUUGAUCUAAUGCAUUUAUAUAUCUGAAUGAAAUACUUAAUUUAUCGACACCCUUUUAUAUAACUUUUGCGUGGAAAUGCUGACAUGACGAUUUUUAGUGUCCGAUUGACAUUGUCUUGAUAAUAUGUUUUUAAUAAAGCCUUCAAGUCGA
Messenger RNA from Fopius arisanus, 774 nucleotides. RefSeq names its product aaRS-interacting multifunctional protein 3 (gene AIMP3). Gene Ontology annotation, cellular component: nucleus; aminoacyl-tRNA synthetase multienzyme complex; cytoplasm. The record is from RefSeq and is a predicted model, not a curated record. The transcript has 4 exons. Gene Ontology annotation, biological process: positive regulation of DNA damage response, signal transduction by p53 class mediator. The coding region runs from base 129 to 650 and encodes 173 amino acids. Lineage: Eukaryota; Metazoa; Arthropoda; Insecta; Hymenoptera; Braconidae.